GGAUGAGGUUUGACCUAUUCCAUUAUCCAUUCAUCUACAAAGUAGUUCAAUAUACCUAAAUAUACAUAAAGACAAAUCUAAAGGCAAUCUGCUUUCAAAAUAGGACAGAGGCUUAUGGGGAGUGUCUCCAGGAGACCAAGAUGUGAACCCCCAGUCAGUAUAUGGGAUACCAUUUUAGAAUCUAUGAUAAGAUGUCAUUCAAUUGAGCUAUAAUGCACACUUAAACUCAUGGCAUUAUAAACCCAUAUGUUUCUUAGUUACAAUGUAGUAUCUGUUCAUACAUACUUUCUCAACUCAUUUGAAUAGUCACAGCUAUGUCGCUCGACCACAAGGCCUUUGGCAUAAUUACAAAUUUUUGAGAUAUGAAUCAUUAUCUUGAAAGCUUAAUGGAGCAAGUAAACAUGCAACAACUCUCCCUAUAAUCAUUCUCAAAACCAAAAUAACCAAAGCUUUCUCAAAACCACUCCAUCAUUUGUUCCCUUCUAUACUAACAACAAUAUCAGUAUAUAUAUUCCAACUCCUUAAUGGAUCUUCCGUAACAAAGCAGCCUAGCUUCCUUCUAUCUCCAAGAACACCUCUUCAGAUCAAUCUGAUAUCCCUUCUCUUACCGAAAACCUAGCUAGCUCCCAUGGAUUCAGGGAAAAGCAAUGGCGAAACAGCAAUCCUUAUGCCAGAGUCCAACAAGUCGAGCAAGGGUAAAGCCACCAUCAUUGCCACCACAAAAGCUGUUCCUCUCCAGCAGCAAGGGGGAGGGGGAGGGAGAAGAGGCUUUGCGAUUUUCGACUUCAUUUUAAGGCUGUGCGCACUGGUAACUACCUUAGCUGCAGCAGCUACCAUGGCAACUACUGAUCAAAGUCUCCCUUUCUUCAACCAGUUCAUCCAGUUCCAAGCAAGCUAUGACGAUUUCCCCACUUUCUCGUAUUUUGUGAUUGCAAACGCCAUAGCUAGCGGAUACCUUGUUCUCUCAUUGCCGUUCUCCAUUAUCUGCAUCGUUCGACCAGUUGCAGUCGGAGCAAGACUUCUCCUCCUCAUACUCGACACCGUGAUGACGGGUUUCACAACAGCGGCCGCUGCUGCUGCCGCCUCCAUAUCGUACUUGGCGCACACCGGCAAUUCCACGGCGAACUGGUUUGCCGUUUGCUCGCAGUUCACCGACUUCUGCCAGCGAGUUAGCGGGGCGGUGGUGGCGUCGUUAAUUGCAGCGGUCAUCUUCAUCUUCCUCGUCAUUCUUUCCGGCAUCUCUCUCACAAGGCAGCAGCGCCACUAAGGCACAAAUGGAUUUCAAGAUUGAUAAUUUCCUUUGUUUAAAAAACCCUAAAUUAUUGGCCUUUCAAUUCUGGGAAAUUUCUUUACUUUGUUUUCUUGUGUUCAUCUCAUAUAUUCUUAAUGAAAGUUAAUUUUCCGUCCAGACAAUGUUCAUCAAAGCUGCAAGUCAUGUAAAUAGAAACCAUGAAUUAUAUUCAUCACAACAAUGGCUCUGCUUCAUUUGGAGAGAUCUAUUGUCAUAAUGAAUAUCAUUCACAAUUGGGAUGAACAUUUAUACUAUGUUUUCUUGUAUUCA
Molecule: messenger RNA, 1561 nt
Organism: Ipomoea triloba (trilobed morning glory)
Lineage: Eukaryota; Viridiplantae; Streptophyta; Magnoliopsida; Solanales; Convolvulaceae
Product: casparian strip membrane protein 3-like
Exons: 2
Coding region: 629-1267 (212 amino acids)
Source: RefSeq, a predicted model, not a curated record